GCCACUCGCGCACAUGCGCGUGCGCGUGUGUACGCAACGUUCGGCUUGAAAAUCACCCUGCACGGGCUUUAAUUUUGAAAAGCAGCCGUUGAACGUCCGGGUCGAAAGUUGUGAACCAGCACUGCCAUUAUAUCACCCUGUAGCCGCAGACGUGAGGAAGAAAGCCGCGGAAAAUGCAGCCGUCCUCGGUGAACAUGGCCGCUUUCACGCUGCUGAAGGUCCUGGUGUGUCUGUGCGGGCUCCACGGUCUGGUGGACGGCGCCAGCGGCAGAGGUUUUGGAGACAACAUCCACUGGAGGACGCUGGAGGAUGCCAAGAAAGAAGCUGAGGCCAGCGGGCUGCCCGUCAUGGUCAUCAUCCACAAGACCUGGUGUGGAGCCUGCAAAGCACUGAAACCCAAAUUUGCUGAAUCCAAGGAAAUCUCUGAGCUGGCUCACAACUUCAUAAUGGUCAACCUGGAGGAUGAAGAGGAGCCGAAGGAUGAAGCUUUCAGCCCGGAUGGCGGAUACAUUCCUCGGAUUCUUUUCCUCGACCCCAGUGGAAAGGUCCGUCCCGAAAUCGUGAACAAAAAUGGCAACCCCAACUACAAGUACUUCUACAGCAAUGCAGAGCACGUUCUGAGCGGCAUGAAGGAGGCGGAGGAGAAGCUGACAGGCGACGCCUACAAGCGGGGUCACACGGGAGAUGAGCUGUAGCUGAGCGGGCGCCUCCUCCAGGCUUCAAGGGCUAUUCUUCCUCCAGCUGACCCUGAGCUUCGGCCCUCCAUCACCCGGCGGGCUCCGACUCGCCGACCGAACCAAGUCCACCUUUGGGUGCUCCAGUAUUUCUUUGGUCUUUUCUGCAGCUGUUUCUUCUCAUCCUGCCAUUUUUAAAAUCAAGGUGUUUUGUUUUUUUCAUGCUUUACCUCAUGUCUGUAGAGGAUUUCACCCUCAACCUACCAUUAACUCAACCUUAACAUCGAACAACCAAUAGUUUGGGUUUUUAUAUUUUUGUUUAAUGGAUUUCCUUUUUUGACAGUUUUUACAAAGGGGAAAGUCCUGAUAAUUUGUCAGUUUUGAUAGUUUUUCCUCGAAUAACUUGUAAGUCCAGCUGCUCCUUCAGCUUCAUGCUGCUCAGUUCCAAAGAGGAUGUCAAGUUUGGGCUUAAAGAGGAAGUUGAACGGUCAGUUAUGUACAUUUCAGUUGCUUUCCUCUCGAAUGCAGGCGGACACAGUAGAGGUUUAAGCAUUUUAUGUCAAGAAUUGCUCCUUUAAUUUUAAGGAUUCUCGUUUUCACUCUUGCAUCUCCAGAUAAAUCGUUCUUCCAACGAUCCUCUACAGUAUUUUAACUACAUUUGGGAUAUUUUCUUUUACGGUUCUUGUCCUGUGGUUAAUAUUCACCCCCCAGUCCCGCCGAUCCUUUCCUUUCUGCACGCCAGCGGUCUCUGGUUUUUCUAACUGGCCUCUGCAAACAGGGGAUGGGAGUUGUGUUGAUGUAUUUUUUACAUGUACACAGCAGAGUGUGCAAAUAAAGUUUGUGGUACAGA
Oryzias latipes (Japanese medaka) is the source of this 1524-nucleotide messenger RNA. It is a transcript of the gene txndc12, whose product is annotated as thioredoxin domain containing 12 (endoplasmic reticulum). The record is from RefSeq and is a predicted model, not a curated record. Lineage: Eukaryota; Metazoa; Chordata; Actinopteri; Beloniformes; Adrianichthyidae. Gene Ontology annotation, cellular component: endoplasmic reticulum.